GGGGGUUCGGUGCCGACAGUGCCGCCACAGCUCUCGGAAGAGACGCCCGUGAUUUUGCACCCCCGCUCGAGCAGAAUUUACCGGACUAUACGACGAGGGUGCACCACGGCUCUCUCUCUCUUUUUCUCUCUCUCUCUCUUUCUCUUUCUUUCUUUCUUUCUCUCUCUCUAUCUCUGUCCCUUUAUCUUUCUCCCGCUCGAUCCUUUCCUUUUCUCUCCAACUCCCGCUCGAACGUCUUCUCUCUUUACCGCGGACUGUCCCUCUUUCUCGCUUCCGGCUUUUUUCUUCGUCUUCACCGUCGUCGUGCCCUUUGCCCGGCCGUAUUAUUCGCGUCGCGACCACCGUCGUACCUCGCCGGAUGACGAAUGACGAGUGAGUGCUGACCGUGUGGGGGAUACCGCGGAGUCGAUCGCGUUGGUCUCACCGUCGAUCCCGACGCCUCGUGGUGGUGGGUGCUGCUGGUGAUGAUAGUGGUACGCUGAUACGAGCCGACCACGCUGCUCUACGAGAGCGCGCGAUCGUGCGUGGGCGGACGCGCCUUCCCUUCCAUCUUUAUCCCGGCCGGUGUACACCUUGAUGAACAGCCUGACUAAUCGCGUCCUGGCCGCUUAGUCACCGAUGGUUCGCCCUCGGAGUCCUCCUCGCGUGAUUCCGCCGCGAACGCGAACAAACGUUGAGAGGAUCGGGGUGAUCGACUGGCAGGCGACGACGCUUCGUGUGUUUCCGACGUGCACUUAUUCAAAUUUCACCCUCGCGCAAAGCGGAAAGUAAAAAACGAGAGUCCGCCAACGACCAGGAAUAAGAAGCAGGAAUGCGCGUUUCCGCGCUUCCGAACUGCUGAUCGAGCUAUCGAUCGAGGGACCGCGCUGCAAUAUCACGAUUUACAUGACGGUUUACGUGCCACAGUGACGUGGUUGAUGAUCGAUGACGACGCGAGUCGCGAGGGCUCACGUGGUCGACUUUCACUCGCUACCACACGCAUAUAUUUAUCAUUAAAUUCACCUGGACUGUCGGCGAAACAGCUCGGGAUUCUAAGGGCUGGUAGACGCGGCUGGUCGAUCGCUUAUAGCAGGUAGUACCAUGACACUCGACGGCUGCCGACAUUCCAAGUGAGCUAUGUGCAGGCACGGACUCCUUGACCUCUUAAAGUCGCGACACGGCACAAGGAGUAUACCACGCGAGUAUGUGUAAACCGCUCUCGACGAUGCGGCGAGGAGGAUAGGCUCGUGAACGACGGUAUAACUCGAGGAGUUAGCGAUCGAACCUUCUGUGAUCUCGAGAGGUUCGUCAUUCGGCUCGAAAAAUACCGUCGAAUCGUGCCUUGCAUGCGCUUUACCGUCGCCAACUGUGACACGGCGUAAUCUAUCAAGACGCAAUGACACGCGUCAUUGUUUCCGACAAGCGGGAUCAUUAGAAACUUCAAAGUGCAGGAAGCAGCCAAGAAAUCUCCGUCGCCAUCCGUCACACGCGAACGCUUUCCGGUAUCGGUCGUCAAUAAUAAAUGUACCGGGUAUUAUCUAUUUAUCUAACAUUUUAACGCGAAGGGGGAAAACGGACCAUCGUGUAGUGGAGUUUUGCAGCACAGUGUAUCAUAUAUCAAUCUACAAAGCUGCUAUCUUUUGUAUUGUGAACUCCCGGCCUCGGCUCGCGUGGUCCCGUGCGCGUUUCAAAAAGAAUCAUAAUCCUCUGUAUUCGAAAGAAUAUUUUUCAAUACGGAUUCUACGACAGUUAAUUGACGAAAAUGUAAUCGUCGAACGUGAAAUUGUUAGAAAAGGAUGUCUCACGCGAGCUUUCGCUGGCGUUGCGACGAAAGUUGAGCCAGCGUUCCGAAAUAGCCGAGAUGCAAUCGCAAUGAUCGAAGCGUCGUACAAAUCGACGAGAUAGAGAAAGACAAAUCGGUAAGGCGGAAUUGCAGGCAGCGCGAUAUAUCGCGUAAUCCCAAACGUUUCAAAAUCCUGCUAGUUGGUCGACCGAUAACAACGUGGUGGCGAUCGAUCGGCAGCGAUAGAGCACCGAGGUGAUCUAGCGAUAGCAUGAGGCCGACGAAAGUGGUACAGGAUCGAAAGGGAUGAUCGAGCAAAGGUCCCAAUGACAUCUCGGCGGGGCGGGAGCGAGGGGUAUAAAAGUCCUCCCAGCCCUCCGAGCAGCGGUUCGGAGGACAAUGGCUUCACGAAUCGACCCCGGGUGGCCGGGCUCUACGUGAAGAACUUGAGCAGAGAGGAGUUGGAUGAGUUGGCCAAGGAGGGAAUUUACGGGCCCACCGGGAAUCCGAACGACCGACCCAGAGACAGUGGUAGUCAGAGGAGUCUCGAUAUUCCGGCAAGUAGCAGGGACUUGGACGGUCAGGAUCAUCUUAGAGGAGCGACUUCCAGGACACCUCAGCCACCCAGAAGAUCCGGCGCCGCAGGCAGAUAUCGAGAACCUGGUGGCGGAUUAUCGGAUUUAACACGGAGGGAUCAUCAUGGCUCGCUCCCGAUGGAAAGAAGUUGGCCGAGGCGACCGGAGGAUCGUCCCGGGCAGGCUUCGCCGGAAAGGUUUGCCCACCGAGGGUCCACCGAGUUUCCUGUCGGCUGGAGGGAGUCGUUCGUACGUUCCACCGCUAGCGCAUCGCCCAGAGCAAGUUCCAUCGACGUGCGGGUUACCGGCGAGGAUCUCAGGGUGCCGGCCCCGCGCCGUUUCGGGGAAACUCCAAGGCGCCCUGAAGUACCCUUGCCCUUGCCCCGUGUCUCUUCGUUAACAGGAACCAACGGGGAUCGGAGGCAAUCGCCGCCACCAUACGCGGGUUUAAGUCCGCCCAAGUAUACCGAGUACGAGGAACCGAGUUCGCGGGCAGCCAAGAUUUGCCCCAAGACUGCGACGAGAGUCUACCAAGUCGAUGACAAAGAACGUCCGAGUUCGCCGUUGUUGGAUGAGAACGAGGAGCAUCCGCAAGCGUUGGCAAAAUCGUCGGAUUCGCGCGUUGACGCCGACAAGGCAGACAGAGUUACGAGUCCGUCGGGGACGGAAAAACUGACCUCACCGGAAUCCAAGAAGAGCGAAUCCCCGCCGAUGAAGAGAGUUGGUUCCAGGACGCAAGACAGCACGAGGCUGCGGCCACCGUUGGCCGGAACCGCCGGCACCUCCGCCGAUUCCGGCACCGGCGAUUCCGGAAGCGCCGAGAUUCAGGCGGACGUCGUGACACCGCAGGCCGCGUCGGGUGACGUUCUCGACAUCCGGGAAUCCAAGAUCGAGGGCAGGUCGUCCGGUGCGAGAACACCCGGCAGCAAGGGUGGCAAGCAAACGGUCAAGCCGUUCACCAAGGCAAGCAGGUUGGAGAACAGGACUGUGCAAUUAGUGCGCGAAUAUGGUUUUCAACCCAAGAGAAAGAUGUCAGUGGAAGAUGGCGCGGUACUGCCAAACAAAUUCGAACCGUUCCCAAACGAUCUCUAUGGCAGGCCAUUGGAGGAGAUCGACAAUUUUAUCUACGACGAGACGUUCUGCGUGGUGUCCAAGAGGUUCCGCAAGAACUACAUUCAUAGGUUUACGGCGACCAACAGUUGGUUCAUAUUCUCUCCGUGGAAUCCUAUUCGGCGGUGCUGUAUCUUCCUAAGUACGAAUCAGUACUUCGAUUACGUGGUCAUGGCUACUAUCCUUCUUAACUGCGUCUUCCUAGCCAUGACCGAAACCGUCGAGGAAGCCGAAUAUAUCUUCCUAGCCAUAUACACGGCGGAAAUGGUGAUAAAAUCAAUCGCGAAGGGAUUUAUACUGAACAAGUACACUUACCUACGAAAUCCCUGGAAUUGGUUGGACUUCGUGGUGAUUACCAGCGGAUACGCCACUAUUGGGAUGGAAGUCGGGAAUCUGGCCGGUCUCAGGACGUUCAGGGUGUUGAGAGCACUUAAGACUGUAUCCAUUAUGCCAGGUCUAAAAACUAUCAUCAACGCGCUGUUACACAGCUUCAAGCAACUUGCCGAAGUAAUGACGCUGACAAUUUUCUGCCUGAUGGUUUUUGCACUGUUCGCCUUGCAAGUUUAUAUGGGCGAACUUAGAAAUAAGUGUGUAAGGCAUCAAGAGCCGAAUGCCACACAAAUCGACUGGAAGGAGUGGACUUGGAACUCAUCCAAUUGGGCGUUCAACGAGGACGAGGAGCCGAUCAUCUGCGGCAACGUAACCGGCGCCAGACACUGCAACGAGAGCUACACUUGUCUCUGCGUUGGCCCUAAUCCAAACCACGGUUACACCAACUUCGAUAAUUUCCUGUGGUCGAUGCUCACAACCUUUCAGCUGAUUACCUUGGAUUACUGGGAGGACGUCUACAACAAGGUGUUGUCAGCAUGCGGACCUAUUAGCGUCACGUUCUUCACAAUCGUCGUUUUCUUUGGAUCAUUUUAUCUGCUAAACUUGAUGCUGGCCGUCGUAGCGUUGAGUUACGAAGAAGAAGCCGAGAUUACGAACGAGGAACGAAGGAAAGACUUGACGGAUCACCGUGAGGAUUCGACGUUCAGUUUCGAUCCGUCGAAAAUCAACAUUAAGACACUGACGAAAGAUAAACAGAAGAGGAUAGACGCCCGUAAAGGAGUCUUGCUCAGUAGUUAUACGAGGAAGAAGACGCGUAGAAGAAAGCGUGGGAGGAGCAGCGUCGGUCACGAGAAAAACGGUGGUGCACGCAGCAGAUCCAUUACACCCAGCCCGAGUCCAAGUCCCAGGCACUCGAGUGUACGACCUUCUCACUUGCCGCUCCAGAACAUCAGUCCUAGACCGCCGGAACCCAAUACGGUUCACCGACUGGCGCCAAAUCGGGGUAUGCUGCACUCCAGGCAAGCCAGCAACAAUAGCAAUCAACAGUCGUCUUUGGAUGACUCCGGGGUGGUGGAUGACCACGACGGCGACGAUGUUACAUCCGCCGAGGAGCACGAUAAGCGAGAGUUGCGGGAGCAUCGCGCCGAGAAGUCACAGGAGAAAUCCCCGAGGGAGCACAGCAGGGUCCAACCGGCUCAACAAAUGCGCCCGGAUUGCCCACCUGCGCCGGUCACCGUGUCGGUGAGGACUGGCAAUCGGGAGAUUCGAGUGCUCAAGUGCAACGGGGUCAAAACCAAGAAACAUAUGUACGCGCUGCCGCCAGAGUACCUGUCGCACAUUGUAGUUUUAGAUGAUCUUCCAGAUAGAAACUGCGAUAAGUGUAUUCAAUGCUGCGUUGAUUACGAAGGAUGGCUGAGAUUUCAGAACUGCCUGUAUAAGGUGGUGAGAGAUCCUCUGUUUGAACUGAUGAUCACCCUCUGCAUCGUCUUGAAUACUGGCUUCCUGGCGAUGGAGCACCAUGGCAUGAGUGAGUCGAUACGGCAGGCGCUCAACAUCGGCAACAAAGUGUUCACCAGCAUCUUCACGUUCGAAUGCUUCCUGAAACUCCUGGCGUUGAGCAAAGACUUCUUCAAUAACGGGUGGAACAACUUCGACUUGAUCAUCGUUUCUGCGUCGCUUAUCGAUUUAACGUUUGAGCUGGUAGACGGUCUUUCGGUGAUACGUGGUCUCAGAUUGUUGCGCGUUCUGAAGCUCGCGCAAUCCUGGACGACCAUGAAGGUCCUCCUCAGCAUCAUCAUCUCGACGAUAGGCGCGCUCGGUAAUCUUACCUUUGUGCUGGUGAUCGUGAUUUACAUAUUCGCUGUGAUUGGAAUGCAGCUGUUUAGCAAGGACUACACCUUGGACAAGUUCUAUCCGGAUCCGGUACCGCGAUGGAAUUUCAACGAUUUCUUCCAUUCGUUCAUGAUGAUAUUCCGCAUUCUGUGCGGCGAGUGGAUCGAGCCGCUGUGGGACUGCAUGCGUGCCGAAAGGGACGACGGGCCGAGUACGUGCUUCGCGAUCUUCCUACCGGCUUUGGUGAUGGGCAACUUUAUGGUCCUCAAUCUCUUCUUGGCGUUGUUGCUCAACAGCUUCAAUUCCGAAGAGCUGAAGCAGAAGAAAGAGGAAGUCGGCGAGGAAUCGAAGCUCGCGCGUUCGUUCGAUCGCAUACGGUCGAUCGUACGUAAGCAGAAGCACCGGAAAGAGAAUUCCGAGAACGAGAAGAAUAUCCGGUUGGAGCAGAUCGUGCGCGAGGUGAUGGACAAGUCCGACAAAGAGAAGUACGCGAUCCAGGAAACCGUACUGAGCCUUCCCAAAGACAAUAUUUAUAAUAGAUCGUAUCAGGAGAGUCUCAAUCAGCCGGUCUUCACGUACGAUCCGAUCUAUCGUCAGGCUACUCUCACCACUUACAGUCAGAGCAGUCAGGAGAUGGUCAAGGAGAAUAAAAAAUUGAGUGAGAAGGGCAACAGUAACGAGACCAAUCCCGAAGAGAGUAUAGAGCUGGAGGUACUCAAGGAUGUCAACCCGGACGAGGAAGUAACCAUGUUGCCGGAGGAGAAGCCGACCAUUCGAAACGAAGAAAAUAUCGGAAAGCGUCCUUGGCAUACCCUCGUAAGUUACGUGGACGAACUGACGGUCGGCGGUAGAAAAGACAGUAAGGGAAGAUACAUCGACGGAUUGGGCUCGUUUCCCGGAUUCGGCAGAAACAAGCCACCCAAGGAACCGCUUGAUUGCUUUCCCCAACACUUCUAUCAAAAGUGCAGCUGCAUCAAUCGUUGCCUCGCCACGGAUCUCGGCAAGAAGUGGAUAAGAGUUCGUACGGCUGUCCUGUCGGUCGUGGACACGCCCGCUUUCGAAUGGAUGAUCUUAGUUUUAAUUUUCGCAUCUUCCAUAACGCUGUGCUUCGAGGACAUCUAUUUAGACGACAAUCCUUUUUUGAAGAAGAUUCUCUAUUGGACCAAUCUUGGCUUCUGCGCACUUUUCAGCGCCGAGAUGCUCCUGAAAUGGCUAGCCCUAGGCUUCUGUAAAUACUUCACCAGUUUCUGGACAAUCCUGGAUUUUAUAAUCGUUUUCGUAUCCAUGUUUAGCCUUUUGAUAGAAGAAAAUGAGAACCUUAAAGUAUUACGAUCACUGAGGACACUACGCGCUCUGAGGCCGCUGAGAGCGAUCUCGAGAUGGCAAGGCAUGAGGAUCGUAGUGAACGCGUUGAUGUAUGCGAUACCUAGUAUAUUCAACGUGCUCCUCGUCUGUCUCGUGUUCUGGCUUAUUUUUUCGAUAAUGGGCGUCCAGUUCUUCGGUGGCAAGUUCUUCAAGUGCAUCGAUGAAUACGGAGAAAUGCUGGAUACUUCGAUAGUGAACACCAAGGAGGAGUGCUUCAGCAAGAACUACUCCUGGGAGAAUAGUAAGAUCACUUUUGAUCACGUUGGCAUCGCUUACCUGGCUUUGUUUCAAGUGGCGACCUUCGAGGGAUGGAUGGAAGUGAUGGAGGACGCUGUGGAUGCGAGGGGGGUGGAUCUGCAACCUCAGAGGGAGGCGAAUCUAUACGCCUAUCUCUAUUUCGUCAUAUUUAUUGUCUGCGGUUCAUUCUUCACGCUCAAUCUCUUCAUUGGAGUGAUUAUAGACAAUUUCAAUAUGCUGAAGAAAAAGGUGAGCGACGAUCUAGUGGAAUCUUAACAUUUUUUUAAUAUUAUUCCAUUCUUUAUCGCGUGAAAGAUAGAUGGUUUAUUUCGCUAUUUUUUUAUU
This is a messenger RNA of Vollenhovia emeryi, 7557 nucleotides long. RefSeq names its product sodium channel protein 60E-like. The transcript is spliced from 15 exons. The coding region runs from base 2089 to 7488 and encodes 1799 amino acids. Gene Ontology annotation, molecular function: voltage-gated sodium channel activity. Gene Ontology annotation, cellular component: plasma membrane; voltage-gated sodium channel complex. Gene Ontology annotation, biological process: membrane depolarization during action potential; neuronal action potential; sodium ion transmembrane transport. Lineage: Eukaryota; Metazoa; Arthropoda; Insecta; Hymenoptera; Formicidae. The record is from RefSeq and is a predicted model, not a curated record.